Molecule: messenger RNA, 9175 nt
Organism: Epinephelus fuscoguttatus (brown-marbled grouper)
Lineage: Eukaryota; Metazoa; Chordata; Actinopteri; Perciformes; Serranidae
Product: TLC domain-containing protein 3A-like
Exons: 5
Coding region: 274-1104 (276 amino acids)
Biological process (GO): lipid homeostasis
Cellular component (GO): membrane; endoplasmic reticulum
Source: RefSeq, a predicted model, not a curated record
UUGACAGUCAUGGUGGGAAAGUUCAGUGUGUGUUUCCUUGCCUUUAGCUCGACAGUGGUGCUGCUGCUGAGUCUCAGCACGGCACAGCGCGUGUGUGUGAGUGUGUGUGUGUAAGAGUGUGUGUGUGUGCGGAUGGUGGUGGACUGUUCCCGGUGAAAAACCACCGACCCCCGGCCCGCAGUAAAAUGCCUCAACGCCGCGAGUAAACGGGCCAAACUGUCGGAGGGGAGCGAGUCAGGUCUCCGGGCAGCUUCAGAGGAAAAUACCGGCAGGAUGUUGCAAGUUUUAGCUUGUGGCGCCGUAGUUUUCCCCGGUCUCUUCUUCGCCUUCAGGAGGAUUCUGCCGUGUGUGUUCAAACACUGGAGCGAUGCCGACGUGGUGCUGGUCAGCGAGAGACUGGUGUCCUCCAUCCAUGCUGUCAUGGCAACCACGGCAGGAGUCAUCGUCGUGUCAUCAUGCCGGGGCAACGUCAUUAACGACAGGCACUGGCUGGCCACGUACUUUGUCAUCUGGUACGGUGUGCCCUACAUGACGUACGACAUCUUCGCCAUGUACCUCAGUCACUACCACCGCUUCCGUGUCAAAGGGCACGAGGACUACAAGCAGCAUUCGCUGAGGACCGUGAACUCCUUCGUCCGAAGAGAGUUCCUGCUGGUGCUGCAUCACAUUGCCCUGCUCACUAUCCUGCUGCCUGUCACACUGUUCUUCAGAAGGGACCAGGGGGAUUUCUUCAUCGGCUGCUUGUUUCUAACAGAGCUCAGCACACCCUUCGUCUCCCUGGGGAAGAUACUUAUUCAGCUCAGCCUCCAGGACUGCUGGCUGCACAAGGCCAAUGGCGGUAUGGUACUGCUCACCUUCUUUAUGUGCCGCAUCGCCCUCUUCCCCUACAUGUACUGGAUGUACGGCCGCCACUACGGCAUCCCGCUCUACAGUGUGCCCUUCCACCUGCCGCUGUCUACCAACUUGGGCAACUCGUGCAUCCUGGCACCGCAGGUCUACUGGUUUGUCCUUCUUUGCCGAAAGGGCUACCGUCUUUACCGACGUAGCCGUAUGCUGGACUUGUCUCCUACGGCUGCUGUCACUGACAAUUCUAAGGAGGAUUGAUACCAAGUUAACGAUUGCUCGCUCAAGCCGCACACUCAGCUACUAACGCAACUACUUCUGCAAAGGCACUAGUUUGACUUAACACAUUUCAAACCCCACCAUUGUACUGUAGUACACCAGGACUGCCUGCUCUUGUCCCACAACUCCUGGGCAUUUUCCGCACACUCUGAAUCCUCUGUUACAAAAUCUGCUGCCUGUGUGGACCUAUCCACCGACCCGGCUCUACUACUGAAGUUUGAUGAUUUGGGGUUUUUAUUUCUUUUUUGAUUUUGGCUCUUGCCUGGAUCUUGUUGAAGUGCUACAUUGCGUCUGUCAACAUUUACAACACUGAAGAAAGGUCAUGUUUGCUUCACUGAGAGUAAAAUGUGGAGCAAAAGCACCGGAAACUGAAGAGGAGCUUCCAUGGAAAGACUUUAUUUUAUCUCUUACUCCUACUGUGUUUACAGCCUCUGCUGAUUCGGAAGGUCUGUUACAGUGUUUGUGUGAGUGGCUGUUAUGACAGGAUUUAUUUAUUUUAAUGAUUUUACUGUAACGUGUCAGAUAGUUGCGUUUCCUCUCCCAUCCAUUCACUAAUCUCACUGACGAGAAGGAUUAGUAAUAGUGGUGGGCGGGAUGCAAAUUCAGGCAGUAUUAGCAGGAAUAGUUUUGAAGAAUACAAGUCACCUCAUUCACAUUUGAGAGCUAAAAACAGCUACAUUUGUUAAAACCCCGUCAAUGUGACUUCUCACUCUUGUUCAUUUAGUUUAUAGUCUCCCAUACAGCAUGUUAUCAUGGCGUCAGUCUGCAAAUCUGCAGCAACAAUCCCAUUCUCCUCACUGUAACAUCCAGAGCACUUUUACGGCCCGGGCUCAUUUGUUUUCCAGAAGCCAUUCCCUUCAACGGGGUGCUAGCUCUGUAUGCAUGGUGCACCCCCAAGGAUUUAAUGCUGCACUCAUGCUCUUGGGAAUACUUUCACUUCCUUUUCAAGAAAGCUUUCAGGAAUUCAGUUGGGCAAUAUCCGCCAGUGUCGGAGUUGGAGAAUGGUGGCACCAACAAGGGAUUACCUCAGUUGUGGAAACUAUUCUUCAUUUUCACAAGACGGAUUUUCAUGAUAUGCACGGCACAAAACAAGCCCAUGCUGGAUUUUUAUCAAAAUCUUAGGCUGAUGCUACAAAAUUCAAGCAAGACCUCAAAUAUAUCACAGUGAAAAACAUACAGACAGGGCUAAGAUAUGACCCUCUGUUACAUAAUAUCUAGGGAUGUCCCGAUCCUGUCUCAAAGAUCUGGAUCAGAGUCUAUCAAGGCAUUUUUAACUGAUCUGGAUCUGCUUUAUCGAGCGAUAUAGAGCCCCAUCCAAUCCUUUGUUUUACAUCAGCUGUCACACAGAUGUUUUUACUCAUGAAACUUUCAUGCACAGUGAUGCAACAAGUGCAGCUGUGUCAACUCUCCAACUCUCCCCUGUCUGUUCUCCUCCACUCUGCUGGGCUUCCAUGUGUAAGAGCAGGAGCAGUGGCUGAGCCCCGCCCUCUGCAAAACACCACAGGUCAUAAAAGAAAACGCCAUAUGAGACUGUUAAGUUACUUACUGAAGUUAUGUACAAUCCUGUAUUUAUAUUUGUGCACAAUAGCCUCUGUAACAUGUGUUAUCACUCUUAUUGUGACAUAAAUGUUUGUUUUAAUUUACUGAUAUCAAAUAACAAUUGACAACAAACGAUUACUCGUGAAAUAUUUAUCAGCAAAAUGAUUGAAGAAUUCAUUUUAAAAAUUUUGAAAUUACAUAAAAGCACCAAUAACGUGAAUUUUUUUAAAUUUAAUUAAAUUGAAUUACAUUUUUAGGUAGUUUGCCUCUUUAUUAGGAAAUGGGUGCGCACAACAUACUGGUACAGUCAAUUUAAAAUUCAUUCAUAACUUUUGUAUAGGCCCAGUUGAAUUGCAAUAAUAAGGCGCGAUCAUAAAAUCCCACGACACAUCAGUGUGCUGCAGAACACCAUUUGUGUGAAAGUCUCCAUGCUUUGCUUUCAACUAUGACGCACGGUGUUUCACCACCCUGCACGGGGAGAGACAGACAGCGGUGCAGAACCGACGACAUCCACUCUCACAACGCCACUGCGAGUGCACCAAAAGCCCUUUGUGGAAAAGCCAAUGAGAGUAAUAUAUCAGUGUAGCCUAAUCAGUUUUUUCUUAACGCAUUGCAGAGCUAUCUGAUUGUCAUGCAUGGGCUAUACAUUGGAUUGAGUUUCAUACCUUUAAAGCACUUGCAGUGUGCACUGUGCAGCUGUAUUAUCUAGGCCACGGGUAGGCAACCUGCAGCUCAGACACACCCAAAACACACAUUAAACACACAUUAAGCAUUGCUUAAUAGAUAAAAUUUGAAACACAAAUUGACUUCACUAUAACAGCAUUCACAGACAAAGCACUUGUCUUUUGCUGGACACAUUUUACCCGGUAAUACAACAUGCUAAUGUUUUUAGCACAAGCCUAUGGCGAUUUACAUUGUAUAAAUUAGCCUAGCAGCUAGCAGACUUUUCCUCUACUCAUAUGAAGCCAGGGACAACAGCAGCAUUUAACAAAAGUAACAUUACAAAAUUAAACUCCAUUAAAACUCACAAGGUUCACUGGCAAAACAACUGUCUUAUACUAAACACAUUUUUCUUAGCAAAUAUAACAUGCUAACUUUAUUAGUACAAGCCCAUGGCAUUUUACAUUGUAAACAUUAGCCUAGCGACGAGCAGAGAUUUCCUCUGCUCAUAUGAAGCCAGGAUAAAUCACACACAAGAUUUAAAAUACUAUUUUUGUGGAGGCUUUAUUGUCUUCACAAUUUAUUGUUUCUUAUCUGUGAAACUAAAGUAAAUAUAAGCUUUGUUUCAACUGAGGGAAAUGGUUUCAGCUCACAAAAACAGACAGGAGGUCUGGGUUGCUGCUAUGUGUAGUUACAUCUCUGGGGAGGUGCAUGUCAGGCUAUGGCGAAGGGUACGGUGUAGGCUCUAUGUUGAUGCAGAGCCGACACAGAAAUAUAUAUUCCGCCUUCGCUGGGCUAGCUGUCUAUUCCAAAUCCAAAAAUUGAGAAGUCUCAAAAGAAAAUAGAGAAUUUAGUAGUGUGUGGACAAAUUCGUUUGCUUUUAUUGAAUGCAAAAUUUAAGUACCAAUAAUCAAAAAUAGCCCACUGCAGAGGAGCCACCUUGUGCUAAAAACAUAUUAAUGAAUGCUCUUUUAGAUCUGUAAAUAACGUGGAUAGACAAAAUUUGACUUAAAAGGCUGUAUCACCCUUAUUAUGAGGCUAAAAUAUGGCCAAUAAUGGCUCUUUUGAUGGUAAAGGUUACCAACCUCUGAUCUAGGUAAACAGAAGUUUUGGAUCGGAAAUCGGUAUCGGCAGAUCCUCGAUAUUAAAUGACUUGGAUUGGGGCAAAAAACUUGAUCGGGACAUUCCUAAUAAUAUCAUUGGACUAAUUUACACCAAAGUGCAAGGUUUAUAAUUUCUGUUUGGUCUAUAUCAUUUUGCAUAUGUGAGGGUUAGUUAGAUUUCUUGCUACUGAGAGAUUCAUCUUAUGAAUCCACCAUCUUUGUUUAGAUAACACUGGAGCAUUUGUAGCUGCCAUAAAAACACUACAGUGCUGAUGUAGGGCAGCUUGGGACGACAGUCUUUGAGGGUCACUUAUGGUCAAUUAUCGAGGCUGUUGGAGGAUUUGUUUCCUCCCGUGAAACGUCAGUCAGAUCUGCUCUUCAGACCUCAGAGAAAAAGGGGUGAUGGGGACGUGGUGAUGCCUAAUGUGGGACGAACUCAGGGGAACUCAAGGUCAGAGCAAUAAGGUGAGCACUGGCUCACCGGGGCAAACUUACACAGUGGGUUGAAGUUUGUGAAAGAGAUAAGGAGAGAUUAUUCCUGAAAUGGAUCUAUAACAUCCAGUAUGUGUUUAGUUUCCCCGAGGCUCCACAGAUUUAUAUGCACUUGUGUAUCAGCUGUUGCAUUGAGCACUUCACACAGGGCUUGUAUAUACGUAAUGUUUUCAGAGCUCUUGUUUUAGUUUCAUCACAAACCUAUAUCUCGACAUAAUUACACCUGAAAGGACCAUUUUUUCUUUUGUUCUUGUUGGAUUCACAGUUGCAUAAAGACAUUUAUCUUAAAGGCUUUUAUGAGAAUUAAUCAAUGCUUCACUUUGAUCUUGAGAAUAUUAUUUCUUCAUAUCAAAGAGUAAAUAGAAGAUAUUAUUUUCUUAAAAAUGCAGCAGGGUUAGUGUCACACACAAUCUCGUCCCUGAGGUUAAUUUAACAUUUUAAUAUUCUUGGUCAUUCAAGCUUUAUAGUGAACUAACUGAUUUGAGUGUGCGUUUAUGGCCUUUUUGUAUGUCCUGCAAAUUCAAUCUAUGCAAAAACGAGACUGCGGUGCAUGCAUACAACACUAAUGUCAAGUCAUAUCGGAUUGAUCCACGCCUCAGUGUGUUAUUAUUUUGGGACCACACAAUUUAUUUCUACUGUGCAUUUCUACUGCGACUCCACAUUACAAAUCAAGGUUGCAUUUCAGUUGGAAGUUGAAAAUUCUUUGCUUGAUUCUUUUAGACUGAACUCAGUAGAGUUUUGAUUCAUUUAGGUUCAUGUAGUGUAGUGUUAUCAGUAACAGUUUUUGUAGUGCACACCAAGAAGUUUACAACUGCAGCUCAGUUGACAAACCGAACCGAGUUUACGUGCUAGAAUACCGACUUGAAAGGGCUGUCACUUUUUCAGAAAAUCAAGUUUGAACACAGUUAAUAUGAAAAUUAGAAUUUACUUGGCUAACAAGCUACAAGUUUUGUUAAUAAUGAUGUAACAUGACUGUAAAACAGCAAACCGGUUUACCUUGAUCUAAAUUUUUAUAGCUCUGGUUUCCAAUCCAAAAUGUUUACACACUGUUUCAGAUGGUUUUGUGUCAUGAUCGAUAGGUUCUUCUAAUUUGUGUUAAAGCGAGCCCACGUAACUAUUGCUAUGAAUCAAAGGUGGGAUCAAAGUGAAUUCUGCAACCCUAGCGCAGUGUAUUUAACAGGGUUGGCAGUUUAGCGUGCCGAGAUGCCACCCAAUGGUUGAAAAUUAUGGCUACUACAGGUCACUCUCAACAUUAUGGGUGCUGAAUGACGUAUCCUGGUAUCGCUAUCAUUUUAAAGGAGCCAGUAUUGGUACUGGUAUUAUAAGUUUUUAAAUGAUACCCAGCCCUAAGGCAUGGUGGACUGACUCUUUAUGAAUUUGGGAUUCUGAUAAAUCUUUACAAAACAAAUGUUGACAUGUUUUUCCCCAUUUUUCAUUAAAAGUGGCAGCCCUGUGCCGGUGUGUCUGCUGUUGCAUUGUGGGUUCUGUAGUACUGCUGUACCCUGUGUGUGUGGGAUCUUAUCAUCCUGCACUGCACCACGGCAGACACAUUGCUAUCCACGUCUGGUGGGUGGAAACAGCAGUGUGGGGGGGAAAGGUGGUGAGUCUUCCUGUUGACAGACAGACAGCCUGUUUGCUGACGAGCAGCAUGAGGAUGAGGAUGAGGGAGUAAGGAGAGCUGAGCUGCUGAAUGAUGGGCUUGUUUGUCUCAGUUUGGCUGGAGCCCAGCAGAGUGCAGGCCUCUUUUGUCUGCUGCUGACCAGGCCACUCUUACUGGAAACAUCCCAGGUUCUUUGUGCAGCCGAACUCUCGAAUUUACUGUCCGGUUCACCCUUGUCCUCUUAAACCCACUUGUCUCCAGAUUUGUAGUGGUGUAAGUAAAAUGGUGGUGACCUCUCUGACCUCUAGCCAUCAAGAAAGACAUUUGAUUUACAUUCAUAACAUGCUUUGUUUGUCCAUUUUACUCGUUUAUAAUUUAUCCCACUUCCACUGCAGUCAAAAGGAAUGGUUGUCACUUCAGUCAACCAUUUUUAUUUUUGUAUUUAAGAUUAAAACCUGCAGGUCAUACCCUUUUGAAUUAUCAAAUAGUGUCACCCACUUCCUCCCCCCUCCCAUCAUGCUCUGCUCCAUCUUUCCCCUUUAACUCAUCCCAGCCUCUUGGCCGAUGUGCUCUGCAGUGAUACAAAGUUGCUGAGAGCUUCAGCAGAGCAGAGCAAGCCCUCCUCCCUCCUCUCUGCCGCCAUCUGUCGUCAGGAUUAUCUGCUUGUCCACUCAGCAGUUUACAGGCAGGACCAGUUGGGAUUAGUCAGCCUGUGCGGGCAUUUCCUGUCCAAACUGUGCAUGUCUCAUACGUAGUCUGCCGCCUUCGGAUGCAUGAAUCUCUGCUGUCAUGCCACCAUGACCUCACCCUCCACGAGAUACACUGAAAAGACAGACAUAUGGUGUUGAUAUAAUUAUAUUAUUUAAAGAGUUAUGCUGAUUAAAUUCAUGGCUGGUGUUUGGAAUAAUUUAAAUCUGAUUUUGAUACGAGAAAAGCCAUUGAUGCAGAAUUUAUACCAUCAUGACACAAAACUAUUUGAGGUGGAGCAGCAGCUCCCCAUCACCCUGAAGUCAAGCCUGUUGUUACAGUUUGUGCUUUGCAGAAAAAUCCCCCUUUUGACUUUUGUGAGCAUCAUUUUUUUGAUUUUCAGAAUGUCACGUUUCCCCAGGACUCUGAUAUUGACAGGUCCAUUUGACAGUUACACUGACUGUCAGGUUUGACAGGCAGUUGUUAAAGUAUCUGUCAAAUUUAACAGAGUGUUGUUUGAACUGCUAGAUGGACCAAUGGAGGAGAUGAAAUUUUGGAUUCACUAAGAUUUUAACAGCAGUCCUUAAGCUUAGCUUUAAAAUCAUUUAAUAAAUAUAGAAGAUAUAACAUUCCACAGUUCAGUACUUUAAGUAUUUUCCUACAUUUCAUGAUCAAAAGUUCCCUUUUUGUUUUGUUUGCUCUUUAUCAAAGUAGUUUAUUCUUUCUUUUCGUUUUGUGUCCCUCUGGUAAUUAAGACAGCAAAAUUAUAUAUUUGUAAGUGACUGUGUCCAAAACACAAAUGUAAUUUCUAGGGCUGCCCCCAACUAAGAAUUUUCCUUGUUGACCAAUAGUCGUCAUUUAGGACCAUUAGUCGAUGAGUCGCCAACAUGUUUAUGGCAUUAAUUGAAUUAUUAAAUUACAUAUUUUGGGCGGGGCAACACAAUGGUUUGAGUUGAAGGUGUGAGAAAGAAUAGUAUCAGUAACAUUGUUAACACUGUGCUACAUUACAAAGAAAUACAAAAGCGUACUAAUGAACCUUCAUUAAUAUAGACCUAUAUUUAAUCUACAAGUGCACGUCACACACUGAGCGAGCCGCCUGUUAAUGACGCUGUCAGCUAACGGGCAUGCAGCUGACUUCUGUCUGACUGCUGAGCAUGGACACUUCCUGUGUCUGUCCUUUCAAAUUAAAUUCCCCCAUGCUGCAGUCAUAUAGGUUUUGAUUUAUUCUUACAAAGCACAGUUUCUAAUAAAGUUUGACGCUCCUAAUGAAGUUUCUGCGACUAAGCGACCAGUGAAAUCAGUGAAAGGUCUGGUCGACCAUUAGGGGGCAGCCCUAGUAAUUUCUACACUUACAAAAGAAUACCCAAACCAACUAAUGACACUGACCUGCCAAUACCUGAUUUUUAAUAAUAAAAACAAUAUCCAAUUGAUUGGUCCGAUCUAAAGUUUGCCCAAAACUUGCCAGACUGACUUGACUGCAUAGUUCUUGUAACUUUUAUAGCCAAGGGAAGACAAGCCACAUUAUUUCCAUCUCUAGGAAUCUGGAUCACUGCCACACGAACAGCAUCUGAUCCUGAAUCUGUGAAUCCCUGAGUAAGAAUUAAGAAAGGUUCGAGGCAUGCAGACUACACAUAUCUAUAAUCUUUUGUCACUUGAUAGACUCUUAUUAUCGGAAGUCUUAAGUUCAUCCUCUUCGCUCAGGGUUUGAUGAAGUUGUUAACAUGUGUGUGUGUAUAGAGGUUUAUUGUAAGAUGAUGAAACUGUGAGACUGAUUCUGAAGAUGAUCACAUCUGGAAACGGUAUGCUGUUUCUUUUCUAUAUGAUAUUUUAAAAGUUUUUUUCUGAAUAGAUUUUUUUCUUGUAUUUAUGCUUUCUGACAUGGCUUGUGAUAUGUCAACUUCUUAGGGUUGGUAAACCAAAGACUGUCAGGCACUGCAGUUACAGCGACUGUAGUGAUAUGAAGAUAGAUCCA